AUCCCCGACACCCCCCGCCCAUAUGGAAGGAAGCGGCGCGCGUAGGCCCGAGACCCCGAUGGCGCUGAAGGAACGUGCCGCGGGCGCCGCUGCCUCCAGGGAGCUGCUGUCCGUGGGGAGCGGAGGAGGUAUUCAUGACACACUGUUGAUUAACUCAAAACAUGCCAGCAAAAAGGUCACAAAUUUAGAGACAGUUAGAAUACCAAGAAGUAACAUUUUGGACAGAGUUCAGAGCUUUCUACCUCAGAUGGCCCUUGCAAACAAUGAGCUAAGAAGAGAAAUGGCAACAGCUCCAGCUCAUCAGUUUGAUAUUGAAAAUCUAGACAGCUGCCUUGAAAAUAUUAUAGAAAUGAAUGUAGCCUUGGUUGAAUUAAGUGGUUCUGACACGGAUGAAGAAGAAAUAAUUUCAGAAGACAGCUCAGAAUCUGAAGAGGACAGUUGUGCAACUGAUGAAGUUACCAUAGACACGAUAAAACUUCCAAAACAAAAAGGAGAAAAGGGCAAAAUAGAAAUUUUGGACAGCAAAGUGAAUGAGUAGAUAGAACUAUUUUCAGAUUUCCAUUUCUGAAUGUAUCAUGUCCUGACUACUUUGAAGGCUUGACCCUUAGAAAACUAGCUAAUUUCCAAGUGUGUGUCACCUGGAAACUGGCGAACUCCCAGUCACUUAUGUCACUGGAAGUACUGUGUUUAGUAGGGUGGAGAGUUUCUUAUGGCUGGGAGGAAAGCUGGAGCUCUUAGAACUAAGUCCAGACCUAUCCUCCAAGCUAUAUAGAAAUGAGUUGCAUCAGGAGGUCAGGGUGGGGAAGAAACAGCAUGAAACUUGGUAAUUUGAGAGGCUGCACUGUAAAGCUUAGCAAGAAGUGUGAAGUUCUUGGCCUGUUGCGAGGUGAAGAACAGGUUAAUAGGGUGUGGGGGUACUUACUUCAGGAGAGGGAAACAAGUAGAUUGGAGGAAGACAAAGCUUGUGUUUUGAGAUGGGAAUAAAUAUGCUAAGAUAAUAAAGUAUUAUAUACUUGUCUUCACUAGCAAAUACUAAAAAAGCACUCAGUGCUUCAAGAGUUAAGUCAGGAAAUAUGCCUAAUUUAUUCUUGCCUCAAUUUUAUAGGGAGCAAUUUGGGCUAUUUUACUGUAUUUAGUUUAGUCAUGUUUUGCUUUUCAAAUGAUAUAUCUGAAUGCCUUUGUAGAUUAUAACUUGUUUCUCAAAGAAACAGUAUUUUAUAUAAUAAUUUAAGGUUAUAUGACUGUAUUUACUUAGCUACAGAAAAUUGACUAGCAAGCUGCAGUUAAGCACAGGAUUUAAAAUAAAUACUGUUUGGAACAUUUGACCAAGAUAAUGAUCAAUACCAUUUCCAGUCUUUGUUGAAGAGCAUGUCCUCUUAUCUUUCUUUAUUAAUAGGAAAAAUAAAAUCUUACUGGCAUC
This is a messenger RNA of Emys orbicularis (European pond turtle), 1420 nucleotides long. RefSeq names its product NOP protein chaperone 1 (gene NOPCHAP1). The transcript has 4 exons. Gene Ontology annotation, biological process: box C/D snoRNP assembly. The record is from RefSeq and is a predicted model, not a curated record. Lineage: Eukaryota; Metazoa; Chordata; Testudines; Emydidae. Bases 23 to 538 code for a protein of 171 amino acids. Gene Ontology annotation, molecular function: box C/D methylation guide snoRNP complex binding.